AUAUAGAAUAACUUUAUAUAUAUAUAUCUAUAAUGGCGACAGCUACAACGAUGACUCCUAAUACAACAGAUAAGGAAGGCAUCAAACAAUAUUAUCAAGCCAAGAUUGAAGAAUGUGAACUUGUUAUCAACGAUAAGUCUCAAGAUUUACGUCGAUUGGAAGCUCAACGUAAUGCUUUGAAUGCCAAAGUUCGACUUUUGAAAGAAGAGCUUCAAUUAUUACAAGAACCUGGAUCUUAUGUGGGUGAAGUAGUCAAAGUAAUGGGCAAGAAGAAAGUGUUAGUAAAGGUACAUCCCGAAGGCAAAUAUGUGGUUGAUCUUGCUUCUGAUAUCGAUAUUGCACAAUUGACACCUACGACACGUGUGGCACUUCGAAAUGAUUCUUAUCAACUUCAUAAAGUUCUACCCAACAAGGUGGAUCCUUUGGUCUCACUCAUGAUGGUGGAAAAAGUGCCUGACUCUACAUAUGAAAUGGUUGGUGGUUUAGAACAACAAAUCAAGGAAAUCAAGGAAGUCAUUGAAUUACCUGUUAAACAUCCUGAACUUUUCGAAUCUCUUGGUAUUGCUCAACCAAAGGGUGUACUACUGUAUGGUCCUCCUGGUACUGGUAAAACAUUAUUGGCUCGGGCUGUAGCUCAUCACACAGAUUGUCGAUUCAUUCGUGUAUCUGGGUCAGAAUUGGUACAAAAAUAUAUUGGUGAAGGUAGUCGAAUGGUACGAGAAUUAUUUGUCAUGGCAAGAGAACAUGCUCCUUCAAUUAUCUUUAUGGACGAAAUCGAUUCUAUUGGUUCAGCACGUAUGGAAGGUGGUGGUGGUGGUGAUUCCGAAGUACAGCGUACUAUGUUGGAAUUAUUGAAUCAAUUGGACGGUUUCGAACCUACAAAGAAUAUCAAGGUGAUCAUGGCCACCAAUCGUAUCGAUAUUUUGGAUGCUGCAUUAUUACGACCUGGACGUAUUGAUAGAAAGAUUGAAUUCCCUCCACCAAGUGAAGCUGCUCGUGCUGAUAUUUUGAAGAUUCACUCUCGAAAAAUGAACCUGACACGAGGUAUUAAUCUUCGAAAGAUUGCGGAAAAGAUGACUGGUAGUAGUGGUGCUGAAGUCAAGGCUGUCUGUACUGAAGCUGGUAUGUUUGCUUUACGUGAACGACGUGUACAUGUGACUCAAGAAGACUUUGAAAUGGCAGUUGCCAAGGUGAUGAAGAAGGAUUCCGAUGCCAAUACCAGUUUGAAGAAGCUUUGGAAGUAGGAUGGUUGAUAUAUAUAUAUGUUUUACAUUUUAGUUUUACCUUUUUUUUUCAAUAAAUGCUAUAUUGUUUAUUUGAUUGGAAAUAAAUAAAUUGUUACUGUUAUUUUUUUUUUAUAUCAUUUUCUUGUUUUUAUUGGAUUGAAU
Molecule: messenger RNA, 1388 nt
Organism: Halteromyces radiatus
Lineage: Eukaryota; Fungi; Mucoromycota; Mucoromycetes; Mucorales; Cunninghamellaceae
Product: 26S protease regulatory subunit 8
Exons: 6
Coding region: 33-1244 (403 amino acids)
Biological process (GO): proteasome-mediated ubiquitin-dependent protein catabolic process
Cellular component (GO): proteasome regulatory particle, base subcomplex
Molecular function (GO): proteasome-activating activity; ATP binding; ATP hydrolysis activity
Source: RefSeq, a predicted model, not a curated record